Molecule: messenger RNA, 4913 nt
Organism: Linderina pennispora
Lineage: Eukaryota; Fungi; Kickxellomycota; Kickxellomycetes; Kickxellales; Kickxellaceae
Exons: 1
Coding region: 64-4542 (1492 amino acids)
Source: RefSeq, a predicted model, not a curated record
GCUAUCCAAAAUACACAUACCUCUAUUGUAUUCAUCUUAGAAAUUGGUUUAUUCCUCUGCGAAAUGGCGGAUCCCUCUGGUCUGUCGACCAUAUCGUCGGGGGUCUGGAAAGGCAAUGCAAACCUCUCUGACUCCAGUGGGAUGCUUAAUUCCGUAGUAUUUUUAAAAGCGCUGCAAUUGCUGAGUUGGCGUGAUCUUGGUUCGCUUCUCGCACGACUAUCACAGCCACUGGAAAAACACCUACAUGAGAGGAAAUUGCUGCCAUCCAUUCGCCGUUGUAUAUUAUCUAUAGCCAUCACUAUCAUACACAUGCAGCAGAUAUACCCUGGGAUAUCACAGCAUACUGCACAGCAGGACCAUCUGGUGGUGCCAGUGCAUUCCAAAUUUGCGCACAAAUUGUUCAAUCUGCUGUUGCGCGCGGUUGCUGCGGUACAGAGUCAGUCACAAGCAGCGUUUCCCGCGGUUUCUCGGCAAGUGUUUAAGGCAUUGGCGAUGGUGGUGUGCGCGGAUGAAGAUGAAUCUGGAUUUUCACCUAUGGCAGUGGUUGCUGCAGUAAUGGAUGCACCCGGUAAUGGUCGAGAAAAGCGACGGAGAAUCGAAGCGACGACGGACUGCAUGACGGAUGCCAGGAAUUUCAGUUGCUUGGAUUUGUUCACCAGGACAUUUGAUGACCCCAAGUCGGCGCAUGCGCACCGGUAUAUUAUCCAGAUACUGAGAGCUCGCAGCAGUGUGGUACUUAAACAGGUCAUUAGCUUGCCAGCGACCGAUUCCGAGCCACAGUGCUUUGCCAAGGCAGUCAUUGGCCUUGGAGUAGCGAUACUGAAAUCGGACGACUCCAAUACUGAAGGCAUGUUUGCCUUGAUUCGUGACACAAUCCCGCUGACACCUACUGCCAGUGCCUCCAGCCCGGCAACUGAUCUGACUGACUCUAUUGCCCAACUUUGCUCAGCACUUGCGCAGGUAUUUGAACCCCAUGUACCUGGUAGUCUGAUCCAAUACUGCAUACAAAAAAAGCACCGGUGCUACCAGUGGGCUACCAUGUGUCGUGCCAGCACUUGGCUUGUGCGCUCAAUCGACUCGGACAGCCCGCUAGCAGCUGUAUCCAUCGCUAUUGCCCAGGGCAGCCGCCUUAGUUGGCUCCAGCUACUGGACCCGGCCGAACCUGAAGACGACUCCCAAUCAGCCAUGUGGAUGCUUUUAGUGUGUGAAUCAUUCUGCAACAUCAACCUGCAGUACCCCGAUACGUCGGGAGCGCUAGUCACGCCGCUCUACAGCUCCUCGCUGGUCACACAGUCGCGAGUAUUCUCUGCAGUUGCAAUGGUGCUUGGAAAGAUCGGGCCUAUGCUUCUUCGGCUGGUGCAGCAGCGGGGCACGGUGCUGUUUGUUUCGCGGCUCCUCAAGUCCUGUAGUCAUACUAUCCGUAUUAUUCCGAAAUCCGGGUCAUCGAUGGGACUGUUUGCACCAUACGGAACAGGUAUUUUUUAUGGCCAGCAGUUCGAUCCCAAGUUUGAUUCUCUAGGUGGGUUUAUAUUUCGGCCACCGGGACCGGUGGCAAAUGCUGCUGAGGCAGGCAAACCGAAGCUGAUGCCGACAGACAUGGAGGAGCAGCAGCGGGAGGCACUGGAGGAGUCUGAGACCGAGGGUACGCUUGCCAAAGUGUUUGCUGCAAUUAGCUUGCUCGCAACCUCAGUUGCAGAUGCCGACGAUUCUACUCGGCCACUGGUGGUAUCGGCAUUGCAGAUAGCACUGGACUGGAUCCACUCGUUUGCAGUUGCUGCGCGGCUGAAUGCACAUCGACAAGAGCACAUUCUGAAGAACCAAGCGCCGGUCAAGAUCAGGGUGGUCGGCGAGCAUGCACGGCCCCAUCGAUCAGCGACCGACUGGACUCGCUUGCAGCGGGUGCCAGUAGUACAUAUCGGCGAAAGCACAUGCAAGGAUGCAGUAGCUGUGGUUGUUUGCCUGAUGGCGGCGAUAUCAGGCUGGCUGAUUGUCGACGACUAUGAGCUGAUACUGAAGAGAUGCCUGGUGGUGACCAGCCCAGCAGCUAUCGAGGCAGCCCGCACACUACAUGCGCAUCUGGGAGCCGAUCAUUUUUGGCGACUGUCGCUGUCUGCAAUGCAAGCACUAGGGAGCAUUCUAGGGGUGCCCGCAUACCUCUCUGCCAGCGACCUGGGUCACAUUCGAUUGCCACAGCUGCACAUUCGUGAACGUAGCCCCCGGUCAUCAGAGACCCUGAUGAUCGAGGCACUGGACACUGGGGUUGGAAAGCUUUUGCUUGACCCGCAUGUUCUGGAGCGCUUCGUCGAGUGUACUCGCAGCGGCCAGAUACUGGACAAGCCAGAGGCUGUGCGCAUGUCGCAGAUCUGGCUCGACAUGAUCGGUACUGCGUUCAGUCACAGCCUUCUGCGUUCGCGCUUAGGCUGCUUGGUGGCCACAGCUGCGUCGGAUCCUACGAGACUGGAGUUUGAGUUCUGGUGGCUGCUCGCGCUGGCUGCCAGCGUGCGCUGUCUAGUCGAUCUUGCAAGCGACCCUGCAGUUCCUGCCGGCCAGCUGCGGAUGGCCAGCAUUCUGCUCGCACACCUGACAUCCUGGUAUUCAACACUCCGAGCCGACACGGACACUAUGCGGCACCUCAUCAAACAGCCGUUCCCAGAAGUCCUUGGCAGUUCCCCGGGCUUCAACAAACUGACUGGCUGGCUGCGCUCCUUCAGGCACCCAGAUCGACCGAGUCCCAUGGUCAAUAUCGUCUACUUGCUUGCGUGCAAGCUGCCACUCUCAGUCGAGCUGCUCAGGCGCGACACAGAAGACAGCGAUAUAGGUACUGCGCGCGUUAGCAGAGAUAUCUAUGGAAUUGCCAAUGACUCGGUGCUGUUUCUCCGUCGCAUGCUCAACCACCAUGUAUUCAGCAGCGAUUUCACGCACCCGAGAUUGAUCGCCGAGUAUGCCACGAGUCUGCGGUGCUGGCUAACCAGUAGCAACCUACCACAGAGGUUUUCUGAUGCCAUGAAGGCAUUGGUCAGCAUGGCUGAUAGCACAGUGGUGUUUGCCGAGGACGAGGCAGACUUGGUUGCAAUUCCCGACAUGGACAGCGAGAAUGUGGGUGGUGAGGACGAUCUGGUUGGCCAGCUGCUGCGAGACUCGACACAACCGAACACGGGCGCCACAAGGAAGCGCCCGAUUCAUGAGUACUAUACCGACCAGAUACUCGGGUGGCUGUGGACUCAAUAUGCAGGGAGCCUGAGGGGCCUUGCUGUCCCAAUGGUAUUCGGUCCGCGGGCCAGCACGGCAGGCUACACUGCUCUGGCCUCUGGAACCGAUCCCACGCACGAUGACCAAGCGGUGCUGACGAAUCUUGCUGGCAAGCUGGUAUCACUCAGAUCGCUAUACUCGCAGUUCAUGCCCUACCGGCACUAUAUCGAAGCUGGGUGCUCUUUGGUGUGUGAUGAUAUUGCGGCGUAUGUUCCGAUCCAUAUGCCCUGUUCAGCCACUGCCUCAGCCACUGCCUCAGCCACUGCCCCCAGGAACGGCGGCAGCCAAUCGGCAAGCCUGCUGGAUACCUGCGAAUUCGCAGCACUUGUUCUCCCCGACAUCGCUGACAGCAGGCAGGACGACAAUCUCGACAAUCUGGCAGACACUGUAGAGGCCGUGGCGCGCACGCUUCUUGCUGGCACGUUUGACGGCAGCAGGCAGCAGCGCGAGCGGUGUGCGGGCGCGCUAAGCUUCUUUGUCUGGCGCCAGCGCCGUACAAUCCUGGCGAAUCUGAGCACGAACCUCGAAGUUCUGGAGCGCAACAUGGGUGCCGAGCUCAGCGCGAUGCGGCCGCAUAUACCGCAGCUGGCUGCUGUUGUCGCCAGCACGGGUGCCGAUUCAAACACAAUCCGGUUGUGUGGGGACGAUUCAGACAGCACGGACAAUUCGGUCGUGACGUCUCUGCAGCUUCUGACGACGGCGUCGCCGGUUUUCGACGCAAUGCUCAUGGGAAGCUUUGCCGAGUCACAGAAAACAAGCGACGGCAUACGGUGCGUGCAGCUGCAGUGCGGCGCCCAUCCGUUGGUGUCCCUGUUUAGGAUAUUCCACCUGAUGGUUCUCUCAGCGAAAACGACGCAGUUGCGUAUUCUGCUUGGCCAAAUGUCGUCGGUGCUCAGCAAACAAUAUCCGACUGACGGGCUGGUCCAGGUGCUGGAUCUGGCAAAUUACUAUGCGGUGCGGCCUGUGGUCUCGCUGCUGCUGUGGUUCUUUGCUGACCGUGUCCAGGCGCUGCAGCUUCCCACAGGCUCUGCCUUGGAGGCUCUGGCGAGCAUGGUUGCUGACAAUUGGAGUGCGUACUAUUUCGACCAGUCCGUUGCAAUGGCCUGUCGCAAACCGUUGGUGGCGCUGGUCUUGUUCAGCCUUGACAGCGAUACCGCAGCGCAACUGGCCGGUGCUGUCACCAGCGAAGGCGCACAGAGCCUUACUGACGCUUCAGUUCACCUCUUGACAAGAAAGAAAGCGUCACAGCUGCACUAUACCAGGGACUCAGACACUAGCAAAGAAUGCCCCUAGGAUAAAGAAAUAAACGGGAUGCUUCCCAUUUUCGCUGGUGGUGCUUGUGGAUAUUGUUUUUUCCUCGCCAAGAGGCUUUAUGUGACCAGCACGACCCACCCAGUGCAGUGUCAAUGCACUAUAUCCCAACUUGUGCACUGCUGCAACUUUGGUGGCGCGCACACGGAAAGUACCCGGAGAAGUCAGCGGGGCGGGCCAGAAAUUAGCGAAUAUGAUAAAUGCGGAGGUCAGAUGCGGGCUCACUGACAGCACAAAGGCUUCCAUUCAAGGAUGCUUUUUUCUUCGUCAAAGCCGCACCAUGCUCAAAGAGCUUCGCUUCCUUGUAUUUCGCUUGGACGCUGAGAAAUAUGGAGAAUAGCACGAUGGCUGGC